UUGGGCAGCAAAGCCAUCUCCUUUGGGGCAUGCCUAACACAGAUGAAUUUCAUGAUUGCCUUUGCUAACACAGAUAGCUAUAUCUUGGCUGUGAUGGCAUAUGAUCGUGCUGUGGCCAUCAGCUGCCCUCUUCAUUACACAACAAUUAUCAGCCCAAGGUGUUGUGUCCUGUUUGUUGCAGGGUCUUGGGUGAUUGGAAUUGCCAAUUCCCUCCCCCACACUCUGUUUACAGCUAAUCUGUCCUUCUGUGGCAACCAUGAAGUGGCCAAUUUCUACUGUGACAUUUCCUCUUUGCUCAAGUUGUCCUGUUCUGAUAUUAAUUUAAAUGUGAAAAUGAUGUAUGUAGGUGUUGGUUUUUUCUGUGCACCAUUAAUAGGCAUCAUUAUUUCCUAUAUUCAAGUCUUUGCCACUGUCUUACGGGUUCCAUCCACCAAGGGCAUGCUCAAAGCCUUCUCUACCUGUGGCUCCCACCUCACAGUUGUUUCUUUGUAUUAUGGGACAGUGAUGGGCAUGUAUUUCCGCCCUCUGACCAGUUACAGCCUAAAAGAUGGAGUGAUAACUGCAAUGUACACAGCAGUGACCCCAUUGUUAAAUCCUUUCAUCUACAGUCUGAGAAACCGGGACAUGAAGGCUGCCUUGAGGAAACUCUUCAGCAAGAAUAUUUCCUGA
This is a messenger RNA of Orycteropus afer afer, 669 nucleotides long. The record is from RefSeq and is a predicted model, not a curated record. Lineage: Eukaryota; Metazoa; Chordata; Mammalia; Tubulidentata; Orycteropodidae.